Molecule: messenger RNA, 757 nt
Organism: Marchantia polymorpha subsp. ruderalis
Lineage: Eukaryota; Viridiplantae; Streptophyta; Marchantiopsida; Marchantiales; Marchantiaceae
Source: the annotation of a GenBank genome assembly
CCUCAUUCACGCCACUAUUGCCCAUUUAUGAAAGCUCCGUCGUUCGUCCACUUUAGAAGCUUCUAGUACAUCAGUGGAGUUGGAGCCGGCUGCACCAUCCACCCAUUCUUCGAUGAUUUCCCGUGUGCAGAUCGGAAUGGCUCUUGAAAUCGACACCUUAUCAACAUCUCUGAUUCUUACAACAUUCUUGUGACUCGAGGUACGAGACCAUCACCAUGGACAAUUCCGGGGAUGCCAUUCGAAGUCGGUGGAGUCCUGAUGUUGGAUUUUCUCGUCGUGGACUCACUUCCUGCUGCCCAUCGAUCGAUGAGGAAUUUCAUGGCCGGGAUGGUCAGCUCUGGCCAGAUCUGCUGUCGAUCGGAUCGCAGUCGGGCGCGACUCGCCGGCCGAGAGGACCCUCGAGAAGUCUCGCUCAAAUCGACACAUCACCAUUACACAAAUUCAAUAAUCGAACUGCUCAUGGCUGUAGUCACUUAUUGGAAGAACUCAUCAGUGACCAACGCUUGGAGAAAACGCAGAUACCCAUUUUGCUCUUGAGAAAUCUUGAUCCACUGAUAGAUUCUGAGCAGUACCAUGUCAGAACUUCAUAGCUCCUUACUUGAGAUCCGCCAACGUUGCUACAAUUGAUGAUUGCUUCCAUACUCGUGGCGGGUUACUAAGUCUGUUACAUCACUAUCGUGCGUAGUGUGUCCCACGGCGGAAAAACUACUGUCUUCGACUUUGAAACAUAGAAUCUUACGUCAGGAACAUGUUUUAC